Cebus imitator (Panamanian white-faced capuchin) is the source of this 1935-nucleotide messenger RNA. It is a transcript of the gene ZNF200, whose product is annotated as zinc finger protein 200. The transcript is spliced from 4 exons. Bases 570 to 1739 code for a protein of 389 amino acids. The record is from RefSeq and is a predicted model, not a curated record. Lineage: Eukaryota; Metazoa; Chordata; Mammalia; Primates; Cebidae.
CGUUGGUUGUUUGCAUUCGAACUGCACUUCCCAGUAGGCCCUGGGGUUAGAGUGGCCGUAGCUGGAGUGGUGCCAGCCCGUCAUAGAUGACCGGAGCCAGCCUCCUGCCUUCCGCCUUCGAGGCAGAGCCACAGAGAGACCGGCUGCAGCCGUCCUGGCCUCCCUCUGGCCCUGAGAGCUCCCCUGGCUUGCCUCAAGCCUCGCCUUCUCAGACUUCGCGCUCCGAACGGGGAGACCAGGCUUCUGCACCGGAAACAAAGCACCGGUUGUGACGUCACAGCUGCAGAGCGCCCGGCCUCCCAGAAGGCACUGCGUCCCUGGCGUCCUCAACUGGCGGCGGCGCGCACAAAUGGUCGCCGCGGCUUGUGAGGGCGCUCGGAAGGGUGAGGGGAGGGCUUGGCCAAUCGCACCUUGUUUUCCUGUCUCCCCCGGAGCCUGAGUCUCUGAGCCGUCCCCAGCGAACGCUCAGGGGCUGCAGAGGCCCCGAGAGCUUGGCUCUCUAGCAGAUUUCUUCCAGUAAGAGGUAGCUCUGGAGGCCCCCAGAAACGAGUGGUGUGUGUUUGCAAGGCAUGAUGACUGCAAAAGUGGUUCCUAUGCCCCCAAAGCCAAAGCGGUCAUUUAUACUGAGAGUUCCACCAGACUCCAAGCUGGGCCAAGACCUACGUCGGGAUGCCACUAAUGGGCCCAAGACCAUCCACCAGCUAGUGCUGGAGCACUUCCUCACCUUCUUGCCCAAGCCAAGCCUGGUCCAGCCCAGUCAGAAAGUCAAGGAGACCUUGGUUAUUAUGAAAGAUGUGAGCUCAAGACUUCAGAACAGAGUGCAUCCUCGUCCCUUGGUGAAGCUUCUGCCCAAAGGAAUCCAACAAAAACAAGAGACAGUGUCUCUGUGUUUGAAAGCUAACCCUGAGGUGGGUUUGGUUUUCCCAAGAUGGCUAUGUCAUGAGAAACCUGAUUUGUUUUUUCAUGCCUGGUGUUAUCAUACCCCUCAGAAGUUACUAAAUUUUUUCUUUGUUUCAAUAGUCAAUGGCAGUAAUCCUGAAGGUGAAGAUUCUGAGAAGGAAUCUAUAGAAAAUGAAGAUUAUAGAGCAAAGUCUUCAGAUGAUGAUGAAAUGGAUUCUUCAUUGGUCUCUCAGCAGCCUCUAGAUAACCAGGAAAAGGAAAGACUAAAUACAUUCAUUCAACAGAAAAGGAAAAUGAGAAAUCUGUUAGUUACCAUUGAGAAUGAUACUCCCUUAGAGGAACUCUCAAAAUAUGUAGAUGUCAGUAUUAUUGCACUUACUCGAAAUCGGAGGACAAGGAGAUGGUACACUUGUCCACUGUGUGGGAAACAGUUUAAUGAAAGUUCUUAUCUUAUUUCCCACCAGAGGACUCACACUGGAGAAAAACCCUAUGACUGUAGUCACUGUGGGAAAAGCUUCAAUCAUAAAACAAAUCUCAAUAAACAUGAACGGAUUCAUACAGGAGAGAAACCUUAUUCCUGUUCUCAUUGUGGGAAAAAUUUUCGUCAGAAUUCUCAUCGGAGUCGUCACGAAGGAAUCCAUAUAAGGGAGAAGAUAUUUAAGUGUCCAGAAUGUGGGAAAACCUUCCCAAAGAAUGAGGAAUUUUUGCUUCAUCUGCAGAGUCAUGAGGCUGAGAGACCGUAUGGUUGCAAAAAAUGUGGGAGAAGAUUUGGUCGGCUGUCAAACUGUACCCGGCAUGAGAAAAUCCACUCAGCCUGUAAGACCCAAAAGCAGAAGUAAUAUUGGGAAAGGUUUGAUGGUGCUUCCUCAACCUGAGAGCUUUCAUAAUGCAUUCUGAAUUCCCAAGCUGCCUAAAAAGAUACAAAUAUGUAGGCUGGGCUCUGUGGCUCACACCUGUAAUCCCAGCACUUUGGGAGGCCGAGAUGGGUGAAUUACAAAGUUAGGAAUUUGAGACCAGCCUGACCAACAAGUUGAA